ACUCUAGCGAGAUGUUAUGAGCCUUAUCGGAUACAUACGCCCACUCUCCGAUGCAAAAGUACCAUCUAACCGACAUAUCACAUCCCCCAGGCCCUCUUCGCAGAGCGCAUCCUGCACAUCGAGCUCAUCUACGAGCCCAUCUUCGACGCCGUCUCCGCCGCGGCCCUCCUCCGCCUCGCCCGCACCUGCCGCGCCGCACACCGCGCCAUCGCCGCCUACACCCGCCUCGCCUUCGACAUCGACCGCCUCCUCGCGCGCUUCUUCCCCUCCCCCUUCGCCCCCUGUGCGUCCUUCUGCGCGUCCCCGGCCCCGCACGCGCACACGGAGCUCUAUGCACGGGCAAGGGCGUUUCGUGCAAUGCAGGCGCGCACGGGCACGCUCGUCUCGGGCUCGUCCGCGCUCCAGUUCUUCGACCGCACGCUGUACCCAGAGUCGGACCUGGACCUGUACGUGCACGCAAGGCACCGCCGGGAGGUCGGACGGUGGCUGGUCGAGGAGGGGUAUGCGUUUGCGCCGACGGAGCACCAGGACCCGCGGUUUGAGGUCGAGGUCGUGCAUGGGAUGACGACGCGCGAGGACGGGAUUUACAGCAUGCCUGGGGUCGCGGCGAUCCUGACGUUCACGAAGCCCGCGCCGAGGCUGGGGGCCCAGCGCGUCGUUGCGGAGGAGUCGGAAGAGGAGCUGGAGGUGCAGCUGGAAGAGCGGGAGCCGCGCCCGCUCAAGGUGCAGAUCAUCGUCGCCAAGAACACGCCCAUGGAGGCCAUCCUCGCCUUCCACUCCACAUGCGUGAUGAACGUGAUCAGCUACGAGAAAGCCUACUGCCUCUUCCCGCGCGCCACGCUUGAGAAGCGCCUCUCCCUCCUCUCCUCCUCCUGCCGCGGCCGCUCCAAGCGCCGCUCGGCCGGGCUCGAAAAGUACGCGCGGCGCGGGUUCCGCAUGCUCGCCACGCUGCCCCCCGACGAGCUCGAGCCCGACCCCGCGUCCGCCCUGACCGCCGCGGCGAGCGCGCCCUUCCCCGACGCGCUCGCGUACGCGCCCUUCCUCUACGGGCGCCCCACCGCGCUCGCCAUCGUCGGGCGCAGAUCUCCUGCCCCUGCGGCGGGGGCGGCCCAGCACAAGCCGUGGCCGGCGUUCCGCGUCGGCUGGCGCUGGAUCGACGACUCUGCCUCCUGGGUGCUCCCGCUCUCUCUCACAGGCAUCGCGCUGCCCCCCGCGGCGAACACGACUACCCCAGUGCUGACACACGAUCCCGUCGCGGUGUGCAACUGGGAGGUGCGCUACCCGGUCCCCGCGCGCCGCCACGGACGUGCGCGGCACGACCCUGGGGCGGUGAUGCACUUCGAGGUCGCGACGGGGAAGGUGCUGCGCUACCGGUACUUGGUGACGGACGCGGACUUGCUCACGUUCUUGGGGCGGGAGCUGAGCGCAAGGGCAAGGGCGGAGGACUUGAAGGAGGAUGCGGAGUUGGAGGAUCGGACGUACUAUGACUGGGAGCUGCGGGACUUGUGUCGCGAGUUCCUGCAUGGGUUCGCGUCGCGCCGUAUGGGCAGUCUGCGGGCUUGAGCCGGCGCUCGGCGCAGUGCUCGUUGGGCUUCUUCUUGGUUAGUUGGCCGUUGUUGGUUUGAUUUUAACGUUUGCAGCUUGUCAGCGUGACCGGACAAGUCGGCCAGUGAGAGAGAUUCUUGCUGCUAUGCUACGAGUGCUCCGUCUAUACCCUCUCUGGAGUUUGCUGUGUAGAUUUGCGCCUGUGCUGAACUUCUUGUUGGGACACUGUACCUGCAUGGGCUGUACAUAUCUCGGGUGUUGUACUUCUGUACCAGACCAUGAUGCGAUUCAGGCGUUGUUCUACAAAUCACAAUUACAAUGAGCUC
This is a messenger RNA of Trametes versicolor FP-101664 SS1, 1871 nucleotides long. RefSeq lists its product as uncharacterized. NCBI's taxonomy places the organism in Eukaryota, Fungi, Basidiomycota, Agaricomycetes, Polyporales, Polyporaceae. The coding region runs from base 358 to 1563 and encodes 401 amino acids. The transcript is spliced from 3 exons. The record is from RefSeq and is a predicted model, not a curated record.